AUCUUUUUGUCCAUCUGCUGUUGAACCUAGCUCGUCUCCAGGCAGAAGGAUGUCUUCCUACCAGCAGACCUGCAACUACAGCCGCCCCUCACCCUGUGAGGCGACCUGCCCACAGCCCUUCGCCAAUGCCUGCAGCCAGCCCUGCGUCGCCUCCUGUGGGGACUCCCGAGCCAUCAUCUACCCCCCGCCCGUGGUCAUCACCUUCCCGGGCCCCAUCCUCAGCUCCUGCCCUCAGGAGAGCAUCGUGGGCAGCUCGGCCCCUCUGGGGCUGGGCAGCUCCUUCAGUCUCGGAAGCUCCCAGGAUGUCCAGAGCCCCUCGGGAUCCGGGGUCGCCCCAGGCGGCCGGUACUCCUACACCUCCUACACCCGCAAGACGACGUACUGCCCCUCGAAGCCCCGCUGUGAUCUCCCCAGCACCAAGACCUCAUAGGGGGCAGAGCAAACCCACGGCCUCUGAGUGAGCAACAGGGCUGCAGCAGGAGUCCUCUGGGGCUGGCUGGCACCACCACCUCCCUGAGAAGCAAGCCCAGACACUCUGUUCCCUUUGUAUUGGAUCUCUGCUCAUGAUCCUGUUCUUCAUGUAAUCCCUUUUUACUUUGCUGUUGUGUAAAUUUAACUUAAUUCCUCUGCUUUGUUCCCUGAAGU
This is a messenger RNA of Cygnus olor (mute swan), 645 nucleotides long. RefSeq names its product feather keratin 4-like. Gene Ontology annotation, cellular component: intermediate filament. The coding region runs from base 50 to 430 and encodes 126 amino acids. The transcript has 2 exons. Gene Ontology annotation, molecular function: structural constituent of cytoskeleton. The record is from RefSeq and is a predicted model, not a curated record. Lineage: Eukaryota; Metazoa; Chordata; Aves; Anseriformes; Anatidae.